Messenger RNA from Monosiga brevicollis MX1, 765 nucleotides. RefSeq lists its product as uncharacterized. The transcript has 6 exons. The coding region runs from base 1 to 765 and encodes 254 amino acids. Gene Ontology annotation, cellular component: nucleoplasm; ribonuclease H2 complex. Lineage: Eukaryota; Choanoflagellata; Craspedida; Salpingoecidae. The record is from RefSeq and is a predicted model, not a curated record. Gene Ontology annotation, biological process: ribonucleotide metabolic process; RNA catabolic process.
AUGGCGCGCGUGACGCUCCCCGUCGUCUUGCCUAGUGUCGUGGAUGAACUUGAAGUCUUUAACCUUCCUAAUCCAGCUUCAGGCAAGCGCCAGUUUUACGGUCAAGAUAAAAGCAGCAAGCGCCUUUACGAACUGAUCCAAGUCGACAAUGGCACCCCACGCUCCUGGCUGUUUGAGAAGCGUGUUCAAUCAGGUGCCAUGACCACCUUUUGCCCUGACGAUGACUGUCUGCGUCCGAGGGCUCGGCAAGUGCUCACGCGGCCGGAUGAACAAUUCACCACAGCUGACAACAUCUUCCACGACCCUGAAAACCCGGCGGUGACGCGCCUUGAGCAUGUGCCUCAACUGGAUGCCAUGCUGAGUUUGGUGUGUGAUGCCAAGGGGGACGAUGAUUUCCGUGUUUAUCGCAUUAAUGAUGCCAAAUUGCUGCAGUGGCUAAUCGCCAAGCUGGAUACAAUGGCCGAUGGCAUCGCUGCCAACGAGGUAUGUCUGCUGAACUGGCUCAAGCGCACGAGUCUGGAGGGCCUGUUCAACACCGUUCCCUGCCCAUCAAAGGUUUCUCAUGAACUCGAUCGGGCUGGCUCACAGAUCACACCUUCAGGCGUGGCCAGCGCCUCCUUCAAGGCGAUAAGCACCCCAAGCAAUGUCACUGCCCGCCAACGCUACAGCUAUGCUGCCGGUAUUGCGUUAUUGACCAUACACGACCAGGCCUCUGGAAGUCGAUCACCGUUCAUAUCGAUGCAUCUUGGAAACACUUCACCCUAG